AUGGAACGGAAAGGCAUCAUCCUUUCCCCGGGCUGGAAGCUGGUGCUGGCCAGGCUGCUGACGACGAUGGCAAUUUGGUCAAGUGCUGCCGAUGCCAGUGAGGCAAAGAAAUCGAGAGCUCUUUCGAAUUUCGCCGCCAUCAGGGAUGGAAGAUUUUUGCCCAUUUUCACCGUGUUCCAGUGGGGCCAGGGACUCUGUUCGGCGUCCUCCGGGGAGUACGGAUCGUGCCAGCCCAACAACGAGUGCGUGCUGAGGGGUGGCAUCCCGGCUGGACCGUGCGCCGGCGGGUACGGAACCUGUUGCAUUUUCAUGGCCUCCUGCGGCGGAGUGGCACGCGAGAACGGAACCUACUUCGUGAAUCCCAACCAUCCGGACACGACAGACGGCACGGGCAGCUGUCAGCUGACGGUGCUGAAAAUGCACCCGGACAUCUGCCAGAUCCGGCUGGACUUUGACCAGUUCUCGAUCAACGGACCGGAAAUCGUGAACCACAUCUGCAACAACGAUCAGUUCCUAGUCUCUGGCGGCAGCCCAGCGCCUACUAUUUGCGGAACGUCCAACGGCGAUCACAUGUACAUCGACGCCGGAAUGGGACAGAGCAACCCAAUCAUCCUGACCGUAAUCACCAGCGGUCCGAGCUAUCCCCGAUCGUGGCGUGUUCGAAUCUCGCAAAUCCCGUGCGGAGCAAUUUCAAAAGCCGAACAAGGUUGUCUCCAGUACUUCACCGGGGUCAGCGGCCGAAUAAAAAGCUUCAACUUUGACACCAUCAGUGGUCGCCAGCUGUCCAACCAGGACUACAGUUUGUGCAUCCGAACGGAGCGCAACUUCUGCAGCAUUCACUACACGGCCUGUCCGGACGUUAGCCGGAAUCGCUCGCGCACGUUCACGUUGUCCGGGAACUCGAACAUGGCCGUCCAGGCGAUGGUCGGAGGGGGAACGCAGGGGGCGCCGAACUCCUGUAUGCACGAUUGGCUGUUGAUUCCGUGCGCCAAAGUGGCGGAUCGAAUGCCGACGGCCAGCACCUGUGAGGAUAAGAUUUGCGGUGGGGUUUUCAACGCGGAGAUUAGUUCGGUUGAGAGGACCGUGGUUUCGACGGUGAGGCCGUUCCAUCUGGCGUUCCACACGGACUCGGUUGAGGCUCCGAUGGAUGUUGAUAAUAGGGGGUUCUGCUUGGAUUAUGUACAGCAGCCGUGUACUAGUAAUUAG
Molecule: messenger RNA, 1206 nt
Organism: Culex quinquefasciatus (southern house mosquito)
Lineage: Eukaryota; Metazoa; Arthropoda; Insecta; Diptera; Culicidae
Exons: 4
Coding region: 1-1206 (401 amino acids)
Source: RefSeq, a predicted model, not a curated record